AUGGACAAGAAGAAGCCCAUCAAGCGCUCGAGAAUAGAAUCUCUGAUCGGCACCUCCCGCGGCCCCAUUCCCAAUGGGCCGAUGCACGCGCGGCCGCUGGUCGCCCUGCUCGACGGCCGAGACUGCUCCGUGGAGAUGCCCAUACUGAAGGACGUGGCGACGGUGGCCUUCUGCGACGCCCAGUCCACCGCGGAGAUUCACGAGAAGGUGCUCAAUGAGGCGGUGGGCGCGCUGAUGUGGCACACCAUCAACCUCACCAAGGAGGACCUGGAGAAGUUCAAGGCGCUGCGCAUCAUCGUCCGCAUCGGCAGCGGCGUCGACAAUGUCGACAUUAAGGCCGCCGGGGAGUUGGGCAUCGCCGUCUGCAACGUGCCCGGCUUUGGCGUGGAGGAGGUUGCGGACACCACCCUGUGCCUCAUACUAAAUCUCUACCGGCGCACCUACUGGCUGGCCAACAUGGUCAAGGAGGGCAAGAAGUUCCAGGGGCCGGAGCAGGUGCGCGAGGCGGCCGCCGGCUGUGCGCGCAUUCGCGGCGACACCCUGGGCAUUGUCGGACUGGGUCGCGUGGGGACGGCCGUGGCGCUGAGAGCGAAGGCCUUCGGCUUCAACGUCAUCUUCUACGACCCCUACCUGCCCGACGGCAUCGACAAGUCCUUCGGCCUGACGCGCGUCUACACCCUGCAGGACCUACUCUUCCAGUCGGACUGCGUCUCACUGCACUGCGCCCUCAACGAGCACAACCACCACCUCAUCAAUGAGUUUACCAUCAAGCAGAUGCGACCGGGCGCCUUCCUCGUCAACACCGCUCGCGGCGGCCUCGUCGACGAGAACGCCCUCGCCUCGGCGCUGAAGGACGGCCGGAUAAGGGCGGCGGCGUUGGACGUCCACGAGAGCGAGCCGUUUAGCGCCAACCACGGUGGCCCUCCGCCGCUCACCGACGCGCCCAAUCUGAUCUGCACGCCACACGCCGCCUGGUACAGCGACGCGAGCAGCACCGAGCUGCGCGAGAUGGCCGCCACUGAGAUUCGCAGGGCAAUUGUGGGCCGCAUUCCCGAGGGCCUGCGCAACUGCGUCAACAAGGAGUACUUUAUGGGCGGACAGGGCGUGGGCAGCGGCGGAGUCGGCGGCGGCGGCCUCGGUCCCUACGGCGAGGGCCUCAAUGGCGGCGGAGGAGGAGGAGGAGGCGGCGGCGGCGGCUCCUACCCCACCUACACCGGCCCCAUUGUGCCCCACUCGACGACGGCGGACGGCUCGGGGCCGGGCGCCCUCGGCCUGGGGCCCAACUCGCUCUCGACCUCGCACUCUGGCUCGACGCCGCACUCGACCCUUCAGGAGGUGGCACAGGCAGCGGCGGCUGCCGCCGCCGCCGCCGCCGCCUCCAACCACCUCAACAUCAAGGGAGAAAGCUCAGAGGUCCACUAA
Molecule: messenger RNA, 1422 nt
Organism: Rhagoletis zephyria (snowberry fruit fly)
Lineage: Eukaryota; Metazoa; Arthropoda; Insecta; Diptera; Tephritidae
Source: RefSeq, a predicted model, not a curated record